Molecule: messenger RNA, 391 nt
Organism: Racocetra persica
Lineage: Eukaryota; Fungi; Glomeromycota; Glomeromycetes; Diversisporales; Gigasporaceae
Source: the annotation of a GenBank genome assembly
GAAAUAAAAAUAACAAUUACUUAACGGCUGAGUAUUUAACAACUAGGCGUGCUUAUAAUGAAACCAAAAAGGCUUAUAUUGAGAGGAUUAGUCAAGAUAAAAUAAUAGAUUUCAUCCCUUGGAAUGAGAUCGAUGGAAAAACAGAAUUUGUUGAUGCUGGAGGUUCUGGGAUUAUUACAAAGGCGAAAUGGAUAAAAAAGAACAUAACUGUUGUUUUAAAGACAGUGGCGGUUGCUGAAGAAACAGAUUCUGAUAAUGAUGAAUUUAUUAAAGAGAUUAAGGCUUUUCAUAAUAUUGGACUAGUGCUUUCAAGUAAAACGAAUGAGGAAAAUAAAGAAAAAACAUCUCACAUAGGAUAUGAAAAUGUAAUCAAAUUUUAUGGUGUAUCGAG